CGGAUGUCCGCACAUUUGACCAGCUGGAAAAUGGUGUGUUUAUCAGGGACGACCUGUCUUCUGCAGGGCAUCUUAUGCUGUGAGCCUGGCCCCAGAUUUCGUACAGUGAAGUCCUAGCCCCCAGAGCCUCAGAACCUGAGCUAGUUUGGAUGUGAUUUGUACUGAGGUAGUAGGAUGGGCCUAAUCCGAUACGACCGUGUCCUUGUAGGAGGGGACACUGGGACAGACACGCACACAGGGAGGCGGCAGAGGCAGAGGUGGGUGACGCUUCCACGGGCCAAGGACGCUGAGCCAGUCACCACAGAAGCUGACGGAGGCCAGGAUGCAGCCCCCGGUGGGGCCUUUGGAGGGAGUCCUGCCCGCACCUUGGCCUCGGUCGGGCUCUGGCCUCCAGUCGGGCGGCACUGAAGUUCUAUUGUUUUGUCUGCCCAGUCCGGUGGCCCCGGGAAACUUCAGGAGCAGCAAAGAACUGGGGAACGAGUCUGGGGAGAGCAGCGCGUGGGGCCCAACUCGAGAAAUGAUUCGGGUGCUUGGGACCGUGAAGGGGGUUCUCAUCACCUUGGGUCCCUCCCCCAAAGAUACCUUCCUGGGGGCUGAGCUGGUCACAGGGCCUUCUCCCUCUGGAGCUGGCUUGGGCUGGAGUUUGGGAGUUUGUGGAUGUCCAACUUCAGUCCUUACUGUUCUAGGGGUUUUGUUUGUGUAGGAUGUUGUUGCUUUGUUUUUUGUUGGGUUUUUUUUUGCGGUACACGGGCCUCUCACUGUUGUGGCCUCUCCCGUUGCGGAGCACAGGCUCCGGACGCGCAGGCUCAGCGGCCAUGGCUCACGGGCCCAGCCGCUCCGCGGCAUGUGGGAUCCUCCCGGACCGGGGCACGAACCCGCGUCCCUUGCAUCGGCAGGCGGACUCCCAACCACUGCGCCACCAGGGAAGCCCUGUCGCUUUGUUUUUAAAGGAUGCUUCUUCAAGGGUGAGGGAUGAAGGUGCCCCUGGGUUACUUGGCCUAGAUGUUCUGAUUUUCUGUUUGGGUGAGAAAGUCGCUUCGACUGUGGAUGGGUGUUCUCCUCCUUUCUGGAAUAUUUGUUUGCUCGGAGGGUUGGCUGCAGCCUGUAGGAUUCUGUUCAGAGCGCCACGUGCCCGACGACAGAGUCCGUAGAAGAGACCACCCCAGGAUCCCAGAUGAACAGCCGGCGGGAAGAUAUGGAAAUCGCGUCCCACUACCGGCAUCUGCUCCACGAGCUCGACGAGCAGCGGCAGCACGGCGUGCUGUGCGACGUGUGCGUGGUGGUCGAGGGCAAGGUCUUCAAGGCCCACAAGAACGUCCUGCUCGGCAGCAGCCGUUACUUUAAGACGCUCUACUGCCAGGUGCAGAAGGCGUCCGGCCAGGCCACGGUCACGCACCUGGACAUCGUCACGGCCCAGGGCUUCAAGGCCAUCAUCGACUUCAUGUACUCCGCCCACCUGGCCCUCACCAGCAGGAACGUCAUCGAGGUGAUGUCCGCGGCCAGCUUCCUGCAGAUGACGGACAUCGUGCAGGCCUGCCACGACUUCAUCAAGGCCGCGCUGGACAUCAGCAUCAAGCCGGACGCCUCGGACGAGCUCUCGGAGUUCGAGGUGGGCGCCCCACCCAGCAGCGGCGCGGACGCCCUCAUCUCCGCCGUCAUGGCCGGGAGGAGCAUCUCCCCGUGGCUGGCCCGCCGCACGAGCCCCGCCAACUCUUCUGGGGACUCGGCCAUCGCCAGCUGCCACGAGGGCGGGAGCAGCUGCGGGAAGGAGGACCAGGAGCCCAAGGCCGACGGCCCCGCGGACCUGUCCUCCCAGCCGCUGUGGCCUGGCGACGUGGGCUACGGGCCCCUGCACAUCAAGGAGGAGCGGCUCUCGCCGGCUCACUACGGGGGCAGCGAGCCGCCGUCCGCCGGGGAUGGGGCCGCUCAGAACUCCUUCUCAGAGCAGGCGGCAGGGGACGGCUGGCAGCCCACGGGCCGGAGGAAGAACCGCAAGAACAAAGACACGGUCCGGCACAUCACGCAGCAGGUGGAGGACGACAGCCGGGCCGGCUCCCCGCUGCCAUCUUUCCUCCCGACGUCCGGGUGGCCCUUCAGCAGCCGAGACUCAAACGCGGACUUGACCGUCGCUGAAGCCAGCAGCUCCGACAGCCGCGGGGAGAGGCCCGAGCUCUACGCGCAUGUGGACGAGGGGCUCCUGGGAGGAGAAGGCAGCUACCUGGGAGCCCCGCUCACCCCGGAGAAGGACGACGCGCUGCACCAGGCCACCGCGGUGGCCAACCUGCGGGCGGCGCUCAUGAGUAAGAACAGCUUGCUGGCCCUCAAGGCCGACGUGCUGGCGGACGACAGCUCCCUGCUGCUGGAGUACCUGCCCAAGGGCACCCACUCCCUGUCCCUGAAUGAGUUCACGGUCAUCAGGAAGAAGUUCCGCUGCCCCUACUGCAGCUUCUCGGCCAUGCACCAGUGCAUCCUCAAGAGACACAUGCGCUCCCACACGGGCGAGCGGCCCUACCCCUGCGAGAUCUGCGGGAAGAAGUUCACGCGGCGCGAGCACAUGAAGCGGCACACGCUGGUGCACAGCAAGGACAAGAAGUACGUGUGCAAGCUGUGUAGCCGCGUGUUCAUGUCGGCCGCCAGCGUGGGCAUCAAGCACGGCUCGCGGCGCCACGGCGUGUGUGCCGACUGCGCGGGUGGCGGCGGGGCCGGGCCCCUGGAUGGCGGCGGCGCCGAGGGCUCUCCUGAGCUGUUCGCGGGCGACGGGCCGUACCUGGAGGACCCCGAGGACCCACGCGGCGAGGGCGAAGAGGAGCUGGGCGAGGACGAGGACGACGUGGGCCUGGCCCCCGAGGACGCACUACUGGGGGACGACAGGGAGGUCGAGGACUCGCCGCGGGGGCCUCGCAGCCCUGCCGGGGGCACCGACAAGGACUUCACCUGGAUCUCCUAGGCUGGGCCGGGCACUGGGCCGCGGCCGCCCCCGCCUGCGUGCGCCCCGGGCCCCCUUCACCUGCUCUCCCCCACCCCUCGAGGACACCCGGGGCUCAUAGGCGGGCGCUGCCCCAGCGAGUGGGGCUGGGGACGCGCGUGGGGCGGGUCUGAGCCCAGGGAGAGCCCUUGUCACCUCCCCCAGCAGGGGCGCGGGGCGGGCAUCAGGGGUGCCCAGGACGCACCGGUCUGGCGUCGGACGCGCCGUGACGUGUGGUCCGGAAAGGGCCAGCGCUGGCUGUGGUCCCAAGUGUGGCCCCGAGGCCCGGGUCCGGGAGCUGUUAGGAGAGUUCUCCUCACCCUGGGCCCGUCCAGGGCCGAGUCCCCCCGCCUCCGCUCCCCCUUCUCAGCAGUGGGGUCACUGCUGGCGGCUGCCACUGCCCCCGCCCUCGAGGGCUGUGCCGUCCGGUGGCAGCCUGCGAGAUCCAGGUCUGGCGUCCAGAAAGCCCCGCGGCCCCCCCGCCUCUGGGCUUUGGUGCUCAACACACAGCAGCAGCCGACCUCGGCCCGGGUGCCCAGGUGCUACCCACCCCCGAGGCAGCUGGGCAGGGGGCCCAGGUGCUACCCCCCCCCCCGAGGCAGCUGGGCAGGGGCCCAGGUGCUCCCACCGUAGGGGCCUCCUCUUUCUUUGUGUGCACUUCUCUGGGCCGGCUCGCCCCUCCGCCCCUCCCGUCCUGCCGUGCCCAGGCCACUCCUGCUGACCGCUCCGGGCGGCUUGCCUUCGUUGCUGCUCACGCCGCCUGCGGGGGCCGCCCCUCCCCAGGUGCUCGGGCCCCAGUUCCGUGAGUAGCUAAGGAAACUGAGGCUGGCACGUGACAUGGUUCUGUUUGGCGUUAUCUUUCCCGCUCGACCACACUCGCAGACGUGUCUUUCCUUUGGUUUCUUCCCAAGCCCCCUCGCCGUCUUUUAAACACGCUUACGACCCCUUCUCUAUCUUUUUUCUGAGAAGCCGGGGUCCCGCCGUGUGCUGUGAGGACACUGUGGGCCCAACCCCGGCCCGUCUCCCUUUCAGGCUCAUGACACGUACAUUCCAUCCCCUCCACCCGCCUCGCUUGGGAGCCGCUGCGGGACACCGUGCCAGGGCCCCUUGGGUGCUGAGCUAGAGCCGAAGGAGACGCUGGCUUGAUUUUCUCUCUCCCCACAGCCUGCAAGCCGAGUGGCUUUACUGCAUUUCUCCCGGGUCCCAUCUACUCUUUCUAGGUGGAGAAAGGCAAACCCCACAGAACCCUCCUUAGUAAGUGGCUGGCUGCGUGGACACGGACGGGUGCUGUCCUUGAAGCCCUGCCCGGGGAGGAGUCGCAGCGUCAUUUUCUGUUUUGCCUUGUUUUAAACAUAGCCACCUUUCUCUCAGUCAGAAGAGGGCUGCCCUCCCAUCCUCAGCUGGGGACGCUGCGAACUCCUCAACGCCGGCAUACUUAGGGAAGGGCCGGGCCGGGCCGGGGGCAGGAGCCCAGGGCAGGUUGGGGUGCCUCCGGGGCCGGUGCCCCGGUCUGCCUUUCACAGUGGGGCUCCCCACUGUGUACCUUUCCCCCACUUUCUAACCCCUUUUAUAAACAGACUUACUUUCUUAUCAAAUGCGUUUGGAAACCAGACCUUUGCUGCCAAGCGUCUCUGGGUUUUGUACGGGGCCACCUCUCAGCCCGCCGCCCGCGCCCCGGGCCACCUUUGCGCCACACUCAGGACCUGCUCACUCCCGCUCUGGACCGUCCUGGCUGACUUUUAACGGGGCCCUCAGUGCCACAAGGGCAUUUUCUUCCUCAAAACAAUACCCUGGAAAACCGAGGGUCCCACCUCCCGCCCCCGAGCCCCGUGUGUUCACUAUUCUCGUGUGCGGUUAACUCGAGAGCUGGAUUUCAGAGAUGCAGGCGAACACAUCGCCUCCAGAGGCGUGGAGGGAAAGACGUGUAACGAAGGUUUCUUUUUUAACGUGAUCUUUUUUUUCCCCCAAAUCAAUGUUUAAACUAAUAAAUAUUUUUUUAUGAAGCGGAAAAGCGUGUAGAUCACAUCUCACAUUUUGUACCUUUCCGUCUGUGUGCGUCUGUGUUUGGUGUCUGCAACGCCGAUGUGGGACGCGGUCCAUCAGGCGGCAAGGUCUUUGGGGGUGGGGGAGGGGCGGGGAACCAAGAUUUUGUAUCAAGCUCUGGAUCCUGACCGGGUUGUAUGCUUGAACUCUGGGUUUGGGAACAGUCACAACACUGCCAGGACUGGAUAGGGACCUCAACUGAAAGAACACAGCUACUGCUUCCAACUUUGCACAUCUUCCUUUUUAAAAAAGAGAACUCUGAAAAAAUGCAAAAACUGGAACUUUUUGCAAUAUUAUAUGAAAUAUAAUCUUAUUUUCGCUCAUUCUGUGACAUGUGCAACUCUUAAGAAAGCCAUACUUAAUGGUGUUUUUAUUUUUUAGAUCCUAUAUUGUGUUUUGUAUGUGGCCCUUUUUAGAACUACUUGUAGUGAGGGCGCUGUGUGUGUGCUUUUCUUAAAUAUUUAUUUUUUCAACAUGCUUUCAACCUGUCAACACAAACAAAACAGAAAAAGGGCAGUGUUUGAAGACUGUUGAUUUUUUUCUGGGGAUAAUCUAUAUUAUAUCGACUUUAUAUGAAUUACUAUAAACCUGUGUUUGUAUUGGAGAUGCGUUUCAUAUUUGGGGCGUCUUUUGUAACUGGUCAGUGGGGCAUCACGGCCGUCGCCUGCUUCCCCGGAGCCGCCGACGGCCAACAGCGCCUCCUCCCUAGUGGUCCUGAGAUUUCUUGUCCGCCGGGCGCACUCCGGGCCCGCCUGUGCGUCUCCUUUCUGUGACGGGAUUAGUUAGACUUUCUUGCAAAGCGAUCACUUUCAAUAAACUGGGAAAUUGCUGCUUGA
Messenger RNA from Globicephala melas (long-finned pilot whale), 5844 nucleotides. It is a transcript of the gene ZBTB46, whose product is annotated as zinc finger and BTB domain containing 46. The record is from RefSeq and is a predicted model, not a curated record. NCBI's taxonomy places the organism in Eukaryota, Metazoa, Chordata, Mammalia, Artiodactyla, Delphinidae. Gene Ontology annotation, biological process: regulation of transcription by RNA polymerase II. Gene Ontology annotation, molecular function: RNA polymerase II cis-regulatory region sequence-specific DNA binding; DNA-binding transcription factor activity, RNA polymerase II-specific; protein binding.